AUGGGCGAAACAUCCCGCUCGUCCCGUGUCGAUCCCAGUGAUGCCCUGGAGGUUCAAGAGCUCGCCUUUGAAUGGGCUAUGAGCUACGAUACGAAGAUUGAUUACACCAUUGUCACUGGAGAUGUUUUCACAGACAUGUCUCCCGAUGAUUGGAUUAAAUACUGUUCAAAUCCUCGUUUCCUUGGUGGCAAGCGAAUGACAACACAGCACUUGAUUGGAGCCGCCAAAUUUAUCAAGAUUUCAGAUACGGAGAUCACGACGCAUUACCAAGUGCGCGCCGCUCAUGUUCGUUGGAAGGAUGAUGCGCGGACACAGGAAGGUCUCAAAGGUCACGGUCAUGGAGAAUUGGUGCAGCACUACAAGAAGUUAGAUGGUAUUUGGAAACUUGCAGGCUGGAAACCAAGCUCAUUCUGGGAUGAACAUGAAUUUCCGAAAGUAGUUGAGUUCGGACUGACACAACCAUUGAGUGAGCUGUAG
This is a messenger RNA of Exophiala bonariae, 477 nucleotides long. RefSeq lists its product as uncharacterized. Bases 1 to 477 code for a protein of 158 amino acids. The record is from RefSeq and is a predicted model, not a curated record. The transcript has 3 exons. Gene Ontology annotation, molecular function: scytalone dehydratase activity. Gene Ontology annotation, biological process: melanin metabolic process. NCBI's taxonomy places the organism in Eukaryota, Fungi, Ascomycota, Eurotiomycetes, Chaetothyriales, Herpotrichiellaceae.